This is a messenger RNA of Penicillium robsamsonii, 603 nucleotides long. RefSeq lists its product as uncharacterized. Lineage: Eukaryota; Fungi; Ascomycota; Eurotiomycetes; Eurotiales; Aspergillaceae. The coding region runs from base 1 to 603 and encodes 200 amino acids. The transcript has a single exon. The record is from RefSeq and is a predicted model, not a curated record.
AUGCUACAGCCCUCACCUACAAACCCUAUCGUCACUCAGGCUACUUCUCACCCCCAGCAUUCUGGCAUAGAAACGGCGAGUGAUUUGCUGGCCCGGCCAUUGCCGAUACUCACUCAAGAAAUUGGGACCCAUCACCCAUCAAACUCUCGGUCAUUUAUUUCAGUGAGAUUGUUCCAUGAAUGGACCUCGUUUAAGGACGACGUUCGUGAAAUAAUUCAAAACACUGAUCUGAAUGGGCUUGUCCCGUGCACGGAUGUCACUGGUGACACCUAUGUGAUUGGAAGUGAACUUGGCCUCACCGGGCGGUUCGACAAGCAUGUCUGCGACGCCGUCUCUCUAGCGUGUAAGUAUGCCGGGCUCCCUUUGCAAUUCGGCGAUCGUCAAGCCGCGCUUCCUCCGACUGACGUGAUUCCUGACGUCGUUCUUCUUCAACCUGGUCAAUACCGGAAGACCAUUCUACCAACCGAGCUGAAGACAUUCUGGACCGUCAGACUCGAUGCCUACCAAAUCGGCGCUGGCUGGUCCAGUAUUAGCCCACUGCAAUGUCAUCUCGGUAACACGUCUGAAUGUUUUGUCGAAGGCACACGAUUGACAGAUAUCUAG